Pleuronectes platessa (European plaice) is the source of this 13748-nucleotide messenger RNA. RefSeq names its product WNK lysine deficient protein kinase 1b (gene wnk1b). Gene Ontology annotation, cellular component: cytoplasm; cytosol. The record is from RefSeq and is a predicted model, not a curated record. The transcript is spliced from 36 exons. Gene Ontology annotation, molecular function: potassium channel inhibitor activity; chloride channel inhibitor activity; ATP binding. The coding region runs from base 1290 to 9176 and encodes 2628 amino acids. NCBI's taxonomy places the organism in Eukaryota, Metazoa, Chordata, Actinopteri, Pleuronectiformes, Pleuronectidae. Gene Ontology annotation, biological process: positive regulation of sodium ion transmembrane transporter activity; intracellular signal transduction; negative regulation of sodium ion transport.
GAGUCAUCGCUGGAGAAGAGCCCGGAGCGGAUGGAGCGGACGGAGCGGACGAGCCGCCGUCUGAUGGCUUGAAAACGGGGGGAAUAAGUGUGGAUCACGUCGGAUUAUUCGCGCUCUCACCCACACACACACACUCGCACACGCACGAGCCCAGGACGGUGGCAGCCGCUGGUCUGGAUGUAGAUGCGCGUGAAGACAUGAGCGGAGUGUGAGUCAGGCUGUUGCCGCUCGGUUGCGGCUGCGGACCCGGGCACCGACAGCACGGAGGCAGCCUGAAAGAGCGAACUUGGCUCCUCUCUCUUCCCGGUGGGAGGUGUCUGCUAGCCCGCUGUGCCGCGUCGCGCUCGCAGCCUCCCCGCCCGGACCUUCUAAUGAGGAUACGGACAUAACUGAGGGGGGACAUUUUUUCUGUAAAUAUCGUCUUUUCUCUGUCUUCUUUAAAGCAACCAACUGUGGCUUUAAUGUGACGCACUAACAGACAUUAGCUCUGUGUCGGAGCGGACCCCCCCUGCGGAGGACUUCAGGGCUUCUUCAUCAAGUUUCCUCCCGCAACAAGCUCCACACCGAUCAAAAAGAACAGCUAGAGAUCCAAGCUGUGCCAGGCCAGGCCAGGCCAGGCUAGGCCAGGCUAGCAUUCUGUCUGGCUUCACCAGCUUCCUGCUCUCGGUGAGUGGAGGAGGCUUCAGCCAGCUCAGCCAAGUCAAGCUGUAAAAGAUUGGAUUCCAACCAUAUUUCAUCUUAGCCUUCAGGAGGCCACACUGGUCUGUGAGAUCUCCAUUUCUUCCAUGUCAUGUUGGUUGCUCUCUGGAUAUUGGCAUCAGAAUGGAUUCAGGUGUUAAUUUGACAGGUGUCACAUCAUUGCAGUGCUUGCACUCUCCCUCCUUGGACUGCCUCUCGUCCCCUCCCUCCCCAAUCUUCAAGAGAAAGCCCCUCAGCCCCCCCUGGGGCUUCCCUGAGCCCUGUACAGACGGGCCUAACAGGAACUGUCAGUUGUCUUGUUGAAACAAGUUGACGCUGCAAAGGGGAAGUAGAGUUAAUAAAUUCUUGAUAAAAAAAUCUACAGACCACAACAAGGAUAACUGUCGUCGAAUGAUUUAUUUUUUGUAACCUCUCCACUUUUCUUCUACUUGGAUCAGAGGUUUUCACUUCAAGAAGGAGCUUACUGAUCAAGAUUUGCACCCAAAACCAGUUUACAAAUAGGUUAAUGUGAAUACUAAUUGAAAAAAAAAAAUCCUUAUUUAUACACAAAGAUUUUUUCUAUAUUUGUUUGGGUCUAAGCAUCAGGCGGAAUGUCUGAAAGCAAUAGCAGCAGUAAAGCGGUGAUAUUCAUUGCCCCAGCCUCCCCUCCUCCCUCUUCCUCCGCCUGUCCAUCCCCACAGACCCCUCAAAAGAAUGUGAACGGCUCUUCCAGUUCAGACUCGCAUGUGGUGGAGAAGCUCGGUGUUGUCCCGGAGGUCCGACGCCGGCGCCACACCAUGGAUAGGGACUCUAAAACAGCUGAGCACCGCUUCUUCCGUCGCAGCGUCAUCUGUGACUCCAACGCCACAGCUUUAGACCUGCCCAGCAAAGCAGCUGUGAUCCUCACCUCACCUCCAGACUGUGAAGGGUGUCCCAUCUUCCUCACUCCACAAUCCUUAGGGUCUGGACCUGGGGUGCAAGAUGACGAGGUUGAGAGAGGUUCCUAUUUGCAAAUCAAUACCCGUCAUCCUUGUCUUGGGGUUAGUGGGGCUGUUGAAGAAGGGCAUGUAGAAAUCGCUGAGAAAGAUCUAACAGAAGGCAGUGUCACGGUUCCAGUUCCCACCAUUAGCAGUGUGGAACAUACAGAUGGGGCAGAGACAGUGUCCAGCCCGACAGUAUUGGAUGUUACAGACAACACAGCAGUCAAACAGCCUGAUGUAACAUUAACUCCCAGAGGGACCGAGAACACACAACAGGUGGCAAAAGAUGAAAAAGUGAUCGAACAUGUAGAAGAAAGCAGCGUUAGUAGUCGAGCCGGAGAGAAGGAGAGAGUGACGGAGGAGGAGAGGGGUCUAGCAAAAGCACGAGCAGAGCUGAGAGAAGCCGAGAAACGAGUGCAGGAUGAUAUAGAGGAGGUAGAGACUAAAGCUGUGGGGACUUCAUCGGAUGGACGCUUCCUGAAAUUUGACAUCGAGAUUGGAAGAGGCUCUUUUAAGACAGUCUACAAAGGACUGGAUACGGAGACGACGGUGGAAGUGGCGUGGUGUGAACUCCAGGAUCGCAAGCUGUCAAAGUCAGAGCGACAGCGCUUCAAAGAGGAGGCCGGGAUGCUGAAGGGUCUCCAGCAUCCUAACAUUGUCCGCUUCUAUGACUCGUGGGAGGGGCCAUGCAAAGGAAAGAAAUGUAUUGUUCUAGUCACCGAGCUCAUGACAUCUGGAACGCUAAAAACCUACCUGAAGCGUUUCAAGGUGAUGAAAAUCAAGGUGCUGCGUUCAUGGUGCAGACAGAUCCUCAAAGGGCUUCACUUCCUGCACACCCGAACCCCGCCCAUCAUUCACAGGGACCUGAAAUGUGACAACAUCUUCAUCACGGGGCCCACGGGCUCGGUGAAGAUAGGGGACCUGGGGUUAGCCACAUUAAAGAGGGCCUCUUUCGCCAAGAGUGUCAUAGGCACCCCAGAGUUUAUGGCUCCAGAGAUGUACGAGGAGAAGUACGAUGAAUCAGUAGAUGUCUACGCCUUCGGGAUGUGUAUGUUGGAGAUGGCUACGUCAGAAUACCCCUACUCUGAAUGUCAAAACGCUGCUCAGAUCUACAGGCGGGUCACUAGUGGGGUGAAGCCUGCCAGUUUUGACAAGGUAGCCAUUCCUGAGGUGAAGGAAAUUAUAGAGGGUUGCAUCCAAACAAACAAGGAUGAGAGGUAUGCCAUAAAGAUCCUGCUGAACCAUGCGUUCUUCCAGGAGGACACAGGGGUCAGGGUUGAACUGGCAGAAGAGGAUGAUGGAGAAAUGAUCGCCAUCAAACUUUGGCUGAGAAUAGAAGACGUCAAGAAACUUAAAGGCAAAUACAAAGACAACGAAGCCAUCGAGUUCUCUUUUGACCUGAUUAAGGAUGUGCCUGAAGAUGUGGCCCAGGAAAUGGUUGAGUCUGGCUACGUCGCUGAGGGUGACCAUAAGACCAUGGCCAAGGCGAUUAAGGACCGUGUGUCUUUGAUCCAGAGGAAGAGGGAACAGAGGAAGCUGGUUCGGGAGGAGCAGGAGAAGAGGAGACAGGAGGCAGAGCAGCAUCUGCAACAGCAGCAGCAGCAACAACAGCAACAGCAGCAGCAACAACAACAACAACAACAACAGCAGCAACAGCAACAGCAGCAGCAACAACAACAGCAACAGCAACAACAACAACAACUGCAGCAACUUCAGCAGCAGCAACAAGAAACACAUAAAACCUCAUACACACAGGCCGAGUUGGAAGAGACUGAAGUGGCGCACCAGCAGCUCCACUAUCAGCAGACCGGCCUCUCACACGCAUCUGAAGGAGGUAUGGACAGCGGCCAGGGUUCCUCUGUUUUCUCUUCCGACUCCCCCCACCUCGGUCAGCUGACCAUGUCCUACAGCGGCCCCCCUUCCUCCCAGCCCCCUUCCCAACCCCAGACCCCCUAUCCCCUUACCCCAUCUGCCAACACGCAGCAACAUCCAGGCUAUGCCCAGCCACCGCAGCCAAUGCAUUCAAUGCCACACCCCUACAGUGGAGGAACAAGCACAGGAACAGGAGCAGGAGGGAGCGUCCUCCUCCCAACUCAUCCUGACCCUGCUUCUAUUUUCUUCCCCUCCAUUCCUGAGCGCCCCAUUUCCUUCUCUCCUCCACCCACUGGGCCUCCAAAGGCCUACAACACCCAGCGACGCAAGAGCACAUCCAUUCUAGAGGCCCAUACCCGCCACUUCCAGCCCGCUUAUGCUCGCUAUGGGAGCAGCCUACAUCCCUUUUCGGGAAUGGAGGGUGUAGAUACCCCCUCUCUCUUUAUGGUGAACCCUGGUUUUGCAGCAGCUGCUCAAAGACUUGGUGUGGGGGAGCCACUGCAUCUCCCAGGACAGUCUGACCCGAGUCUGUACGGCUACAAAGACAUGAGAGCAGAGCAUGAGGAAGUAGUCAGGAGAUUAAGUCUAAAUCAAGCUGCCUUAUUGGACCAUUAUGAAGCAAUGGCAUAUGGAGGAUACCCAAUGACUACACACCAGCUUGGUCACUUGAGCUACCAUCAGCAGAGGCAGGCAGCGGCUGCUGCUGCUAGUUUGGGUUUUGAUCCCGGUCCUCCACCUCAACCAGGCUUCUUGCACCCUCACCUCAUGCAAAGAAUGAGUACACACAGUCCAAUGCCUUCUCCCUUACCUCCAAUGAGCGCAUCCACUGGUGGCUCUGUUUCCUCUUCAUCAUCUGAUGGCUGCUAUCCUCCACCACAGCAUGGAUCCAUGUCUGCCUUCCCUAUUUCUACACCACCAGUAAUGAGUGAAGCUACACCAUCUACUGGAAGUGUUUUUGAGUUUCAUUUAGCUGCUGCUGCUGCAGCUGCUGCUGGAGACCCAAGCCUCCUGGCAUCCAGACUUUACCGGGCUCGGAGAGGCUCCAUGGACCUCCCUCUGGAGGACAACACCGUUCCUGGCUCAGGUGGUUCAGGCACAUACAGCCGUCUCCAGCCAGUGAGAGAGGAGCUGUUCACUUACAUCAGCCCGGAGCUCCCCUUACCUCCAGGAAGUCUACUUCUGCACCACAUGGGCCUAACCAUGAAGGACAGAAGUCCAGAACCUUCUAGCGACUCUUUGGCCUCCUCGGACGCAGGAGAGUUCCAGUCACCUCCUCCACCACCUCACCUCGCCUCGUUUGACUCCUCAGCUGCUCAGUCAAUCCCUCACUCAACCUCCACCACGUUCUUUGAUUCAUCAGGGGUAGAUCCCCAGGGACAUCCACCUUCCAUGCAGAGCUUUCUCCCUCCCACCCCAUCCUCCGAGCUCCCACUUGGGGGAACAUCAUCAACUCAUCUGGAGUCUCUGAUCCAGAGUGCCUGGGCCCGACACGGAGGGGUGGUACCAGCACAAGCCGAUAUGACUUACCAUGAGUCAUUGCUGGCCAUGCAGGCUGCUAACCCCACUCUGCAGCAGAUUCAGACUCCCACCCCCCAGCCCUCACCAGGACCCCCCAUAGUCCCGGCCGCCUCCCAGCCAGCGCCCCCUGGGACACCCCAACAAGUCAUUUCAUCCAGUCAGAGCAGUACUUCAGUUCAGAGUCCCACACACACAACUCUGCAACAGGCACAGCCCAGUGUAACUCCGUCUACCUCUGCUGUGACGCACCCUUCUCCUUCGCCAUCCCUUCCUAUUACCAUGCCGUCAGCGGUUGUGGCUUCCCCACCUUCUCCUCUGCCCCUCUCUGUUGGGGUGGUGCCUCCUAUUGUUUCCCCUCCUCCUCCUCCUCCUGUGCCUCAACUAUUGGCCACCAUGGUGCCAAUCAUCAGCGUAGUCACCGCCCCACCUGACACUCCCAUGGAAGUCCCUCCCCAGUCCGUCUCUCAGUCUUCAGAACUGUCCCAGUCCCAGCUGCAGCCACCUCAAGUUCUCUCAUCUAUAGAGAGUGGCCACUCGGAAACGUCAGGUCUGAGUGAUGGCAACGAGGGGGGAGGAGGUCGUCACGAAGGGCGCUCCACCAAGCGACAUCAGAGACGCUCUGUGCGAAGUCGAUCACGCCACGAGAAGAUCUCCAAGGCGAAGCUCAAUGUUCUCAAUAUCUCCAGCCGAGGAGACAGGGUAGCAGAGUGUCAGCUGGAGACUCACAACAGGAAGAUGGUGACGUUCAGGUUUGACCUGGAUGGUGACAAUCCUGAGGAGAUCGCUCAGAUCAUGGUCCAGAGUGAGUUCAUCCUGGAGAGUGAGAGGGAGUCAUUCAUUGAACAGGUCAGGGAGGUGAUAGAGAACGCUGAUGAGAAGGGUCUGGAGAGAGACGCAAACAGCCAGAUGACCGGUGGCAUGGAGCAGCAGAUUCCUGUCAUAUCUGUGCCCAUGCCAGACAUCCCCCCAAGUGCAACAGCACAAGUGGUUCAUUCAGCAGGUCGGAGGUUCAUCGUCAGCCCCGUACCUGAAGCCAGGCUGAAGGAGCAAAUGUUUCCCACCUCUUCUCCGACUGCCACUGCACCUUCUGUUGAAACAGUUCCUCCGGCAUCAGCUCCAGCUCCAUCUCAGACUCCGGGCCAAGGUUUGGGGUUGUCCCAGUCUGCAGGAGUAAUCAGCUUACAACAGGCCUUCUCUGAGCUCAAACAGAACCAGAAUCAGUUUGAUCCAGGACCCAGCACCGCCCCAGCCUCCAUCCACUCCACCCAUCCUUCUCUACAGCCUUCAGCUUCCCCUGUCCCCUCACAGGCUAGCACCGUCUCCUCCAGUGCUGAUAUUACUCCUAGUCUUGUCCCCUCUAAUUUAUCCAAGGCACAGGAACAGGUUAUGGAUGCCUCUCAUCCUCCUCAUUCCUCCUCCCCCUAUACUGUUGCUGCUGUGUGUCACAGUCCUCCCAGUUCCUCAUCGCCUCCUCCGACUGGGGUGAACCAGUCCAUCCAUCAGUCGCAGCCCGGGACACAGGCUGCCCAAAUUCAGCCCCAGGCUUUCACCCAGCCUCAGUCCCAAUCAGUCUCCGCUGUCGCUGCUUCUUCAGUAACUUCCACUUUACCCCCGGCGAGCAUCUCCAACAUUGCCCCAACAAUGCUCACCUCUCCUCCCCCUGCCCAGUCUGUCCCUCUUGUGUCCUCCCCCCCCUCCUCCACUCUCACAGCCAGCGAAGUCUCCUCCAUUCAUCAGUCUGUCUCCUCCACCUCGUCGUCUACUCCUCCCCACUCCUCCUCGGCCGUCCCAGGCCCCCAAACCACUCCCUCUGCCACCUCCACUACACCUAUUCUGACUGGGCAGACGCAUACACACAGUGGGGAAUGUGAUGCAAGGUGUGAGGCGUACGCUGAGGCCCAAGGCAAACCGGACGACAUCCAAGUUCUGGAGAAGAAGCUUCGCUCCCUCUUCAUGGACCUCGGCGGAGGAGGGCCCUCCAGCCAGGGAGAUAGCGUAGGUGCUGACACUGGCUCUGGAGCCUCUGUGGCAGGUACCUCGUCCCCGUUGGGGCCCAGCUCUACCUCCACAACACCUGGCUCCAGCCUGCCAAACAAUCCUCUUCAGCCCCCCUCCAGCCUAGCGAUAGGGUCAGUGGGGUCACCUGCACCAUUCCAGGGACCUGGGACAGCUAUUUCCACCCCUUCAACGACGGUCAUCCCUGCCUCAUCCUUUGGCCAGACCACUCCAUCUAAAACCCCCUUAUCCAGGGUACCGGCCAGUUCAUCUCCUUCAGAACUCCUGCCAUCCUUCCCUGGACCUUGUGUAAUACAGUCCCAGCAGCCUCUGGAGGACCUAGAUGCACAGUUGAGGAGAGCACUGAGUCCAGAGACUGUUCCUGUCAGCACACACUCACAGGCCUCUCAUGGUGGUUUUACUGGAGUGGGACCACCAGUACCCUUUUCUCUUGAUGAGGACACUGUGUCCUCGCCUGCUCCUCCUCCUGCAAUUAAACUUGGAAGAUUUCAGGUGUCACUUGCCACUGAAGAGCCUCCAGUCCUCCACCCGGCCUGCACUGAAUCAUCCUCCACCACCUCCUCGUCUUCGUCCUCCUCGUCCUCAUCCUCAAGUCUCUCCAGCCCGGAAAACACGCUGCAUAAAGACUCCUUGUCUCCUCUGAAAGGGGGAGGAGGACAAGGAGGAGACAUUGUAGAUGGACUCCCCCAGAGGACAGUGAUGGGAUCCCACCAACCCUCCCCCUUCACCUCUCCCUGUCCGUCUCCUAAGCCCACUACUACGAUAGGACGCUUCCAGGUCACCACCAACCCUGAGGCUCGUGUCGGUAGAUUCUCGGUCAGUCGUGCCCAGGAGCAGAGCCCUGAGCCCAGGCAAAGCCCUCUACCCGCUGCCCAAGCUGCUAACGGACCCAGCGAACCCAGGCAGAUUUUGACCCCAGACUCAACUCAUAAAGCCUCCCUGCCAAGCUUAAACAACAACUCCUUCAAUAACUCCUACAUCAGCAGUGAUAACGACUCCGAAUUUGAGGACGACGACUUCAAAUGUGAAGUCAGCCGGCUCAAAGAAAAGCACAUGCGUGAGAUUCAGGCCCUUCACUCCCGUCAGAAGGAGGAGAUAGACGGCCUCUUUACCAGGCUGGGAAAGGUUCCUCCGGCUGCAGUGCUCCCUCCGGUUAUAGCUUUGACUGGCAGGAGGAGACGACCUACCAAAAGCAAAUCAUCCAAAUCGUCCAGAACCAGCUCCAUGGUCGGCAGCAAGAGUCCAUUACAGCCAGGCAGCACUUUAUCCGCCCAGAGCGUCCCGACCAUGUACCCCGGGCAACUGGCUCUGUUAGCCCCAGGAGGAUUAGCUGAUUCAGUCGGCAGCGCUCUGCCCCAGCCCCUCAAACCCUCUCCCUCCAGCGAUAACCUGUGUUCGGCCUACACCAGUGAUGCAGCGCUCUCUGUGCCCAGCCUGUGUGCUCCCACCCCAGGGACUAACAGCACCAUCGCAGUGAGCGGCUCUGGAGGUUUGGGUCAGAGCCAGACGGGUUCUCAGUAUCUGCCCGCCAACAUGUCGGUCCCCCACCAGAGGAAAGGAACCUUCACCGAUGACCUCCACAAGCUGGUGGACAACUGGGCCCGAGAUGCCAUGAACCUCUCACAGGGUAAGAGGAGUGCCAAACAGCUGCAGCAAACUCCAGCGCAGGGACACAGCUAUGAGGUCAUCCAGUCAGCGAGUCUGGGCAGGAAGUUCUCGGCUCCCAGCCAACUGUGUCCCAGCAGCCUUGGAGGCUCUGCACACCUCCCCACAAACCCCACCGCUACCUCUCUGGCCAGCCGCAAGGGCUCCCUGUGCCACCCCCCCACCUCCUCCUCUCCAUCUCAACCCCAGCCUACCCAAUUCAUCCAGUACACCCCCACCGCCGCCUACAGUGCACAGUGGUCUGGUCCGGCUCAUGGCUUGUCGGCCUCGCAGCAGGCUCCGGUACAACCUGGGCCCCUGCUGGUCAGCACCUCCCAGCCCCUGGGCCCCUACCCCACCCCACAGGGCCAGAUUCCCGGGCAGGGGCCAUUCCAGGCUUUCCAUUUGACCAACGCUCUGCAGAAGUCUGUCAGCAACCCAGGAGGACCCAAUCUGAGGACCACGUAGGGCUGGGGAUCAGGGCUGGAUUGAAUCACGGCCCGACUGGUGUGAACUGGUGUGGGGCGGAGAGUGUUUUGGGCUUGAUCAGUGAGAGAAGAACAAGGAGCUCGGUGUUUAAAGAUGUUGGAUGCUGACGUGUCAGGAGAAUGGAAAAGGAGUAGCUGAAGAGAGGAGAAACCAGGAAAGAGGAAUUUCAAGUGCGACCAUCUCCAUUUGCCUCUGCUUCGAUCCAAGUGUGCGAGACACUGACACAGACGCAGCUAAACAAUCUCCUUGGCUGCUGUGUCUGACCCUGGGCUUGUGACAGCAGCCAAAGGCUCAAGGAUAAAGGAAAAGACUGAUGAGUGUAAUGUUAACAAGCCAAAGAGGUUGUGACAGGAUACGGGACUGUUGUUGAAGACUGAGUGUGUGUGUGUGCCUUGUUGUGUAUGAGCUAUUAUAACUUAAUCACACUUGUUUCAUUACAUGCUUUAUAUUGGGUGAACAAGCUCAUACAUGAUGGGGCGCACAUGUGUCCUAGUUUACGGUGAUAGAAGAUACAACAUGCGGUUAAAGUGGAAGGAUGUGGUGACGAUGAAAAAGUCAGCAGACAAAAGCUUUGGUAGAAAGAAAAAAGAUGUUUAGAUCUGUGUCUGUGUUUAUUCUCCCGUGUGUGUGAUAAGUCAGGAAGUGUUUUUUCUUCAGUAUUCAGACAUUUUUUCUUAACCGUCAAAAGCACAAAGAAUAUCGAGAACAAAUGGAAUCAAAGCAAACUGAGAAUAGUUAGCAGCUCGGCACUUGGUGGAAUCAGCUUGUGAUGGCUUCUCGUUCCUCCGUCGUUCUGGCAAAGCGUUCACACCGAGCUAGAGAGGUGGAGGACAGAUAGUAUGUGGAAACGGAGAGACACCUCUGUUUCCCGUUCCUCUGCUUACUUCACGAACGAUAAAUCAAUGAGAGCACUUAUUGGGACACGACGAUGCUUCUGCGCGGCCCAACACCUCUUCACUGUCACGACUCCACCUCCUCCUUCUCCUCCAUGCCUAUCUCCGCCUCUCUGUUGCCAUUUGAAGCAAUAACAGCAGAAACCUUUUAAGAGGAAAGGAAAACAAAAGAAACAUGAGAGAACUCAUUGUGAAAAAGUGGCCUUGUUAUCAGAAUAAUAUCACAGUCCCUGUACAGUUUAUUUUGUAGAAUUUUGAUGAUUCCAUUUAGUUCUUUUAUUUUGGUUUUGUAUUGUUUUUUGUUUGGCUUUGUUUGCUUCUUGCCCCCAGCUGGCAAUCUGACACAAACACAUGCACACACAUACACAAAUGUAAAAGAUAUGAAUUCAGACAUGCACACAUUCAUGCACAACCAGAUGUAAAUACACACACGUGUUGUUGGAGGCGUAGCAGCUGUUUAAGGGACGUAGAUGUCUCAGUUCUUAGCGUCAUUAAGCUGGUUUCAACACUCGGGUUCGAAAUAAUUGCAAUGUACAUUUAUUAUCAUUAUUGUUGUUAAUGAUCAUUAUUCUAUUUAAAAAGAAACAAACAAAAAACGUGUUCUGUCGAUGGACCUGUUAUACACACGCACAUCGGAGCCCGAUGUGGAAACACUGUGAUUAUUGUUGUUGUUAGCGAAAGUGUUGUUGGACGACUUUAGUUUUAGGGUAACAAUGAAAAAAAAAAUAUAUGAGUGAACGGUUCUGGGUCCUUUCACUUUCAAUUCACUGCUUCCUUCAAAUGUCUCAUCAAAAUGUGAAAAUGGAAAAUAUAAAACACAGUUAUUUUCAAUAAACAUCCUCCCAUCCAGUCACUGAGGACCUACUUCUAAACAAAUGCCUUAUACCACCAACCAAUCGCCAGCAGCUUCAGUUUACAACUGAUUGAAUUGAAAGCUGAAACUGACCUCAGAGCCUGAAUAUAAAGACAAAACCAGAAUGAACGGCAGGAUAGUUGAUAUGUAGAUUUAAAACAAAAGUAAUGCUAGCUAUUUGUUUUCUUAAUACAGUACUUAAACAGUAUAUCAGACACUUUAAAUAGCCCUCUUCCUACCUUCCUCCCCUGGUUUUGUUAGAUGAAUGUGAAUGUAUAAACCAAUGGUGUCCAUUUUAAUGUACUUGAAAAGAAAAAGUCUGUCUUUUAUUUCUAUUUUUUUUUGCUCUGUUUCUCCCCCCCUCCAGAGCCUCUGGUGAAUACUGGAGGUAUUUACUAGUGCCUUACCUCCUUCCUGUUGCUUCUUUGUUGGGUUGGGUGGACGUGCGUGGGGAGUUGAGGGGUGUCACUGUGUCAUCGGCCCUGAUGGUCGGACAUGGUUGAUGGACACUUGCUGUGGUCAGCUCCUGCAGGUUGUGGUUACUAAUUUGUGUCCUUCAAAAUGCUCAAAUUUAACCUUUUUUUUUUGUUGUGGGAGAAUUGGGAGGAAAGCUGAAUCAAAAAUAUUGAAAACCGUGACAUCAGAGUUGUUUCUUUCAUUGCUGUGCUUUGCUCUUAUACGCACGAGGCCCGGCUGAGUCUUCAGGCCCAGCUGCACCACCAACAGAAUGAAAUGAUGGAGGGAACGUGAUACUUUAUCGGUGCCAUUUUGUUUUUUCAGGUUGUUAAUUGUAAAUAUGAGGAAGGGGAUUCCGUUUUAUGGAGAUUGGAGUUUUUGAAGAUUGUAUUUGAAGCUUGGACCACUCUGUACUUUAGAGCCACUGGCCUGGGUGCAGUAGAGAGUUCAGUCAGUGACACAGUGGUGUACACACGUGUUGUAUACCAAAACAUAAAUCAUAUUUCUUUCUGACUGCUUUGUGAAUUUGGCAAAAGACUAAAAAAAAGUAUAUUUUUCUGAAUUUGUCCUCAAUUUAAUGAUCUCUCCUAAUGAAUGAGGAGUAGUGCACCUUUACAUAUUAUUACAUCGACAUAGUAAAAACCAAAUCUUCUUCAUCAGGACUGUGUCUGUGGUCUGAUCAGAUCCUGUAUCAAAAUAUUGCUGAAUCCUUAUUGGGUGCAUGGAAAUAUAUGACAUCACCUUUUUCUAAGUAGGAUGAGGAUUAGAAAUAAAGUAAAUACAAAGAUCUCUGUGGUGAAAUAACCAAAACCGUUCAAACUUCACUCUUUACUCAAAGUGUUACACAUCUCAGAGAUGCUGCUGCUGCUGCUGGGCAAACAAAGCAAAGAGUCAGAGUAAGGUAUGAACAUCGUUUCAUCCCACUGUGCAUUUGGGAAGCUGCACCAUUCAGGGUCAAAUGUGUGGUGGUGGUGGUGGUGGUGGUUGGAGUGAAUGUGAGCACCGCGGUGGUCAUAUAUGGAAGCGAUGGAGGUUUCAGAUUCAAGGCCUUCGAAACCCUGUUCUGAUUUUAACCUUCAUUUAUCAGAGCAGAUCAAAACUUGUCUGGUACAAACUUUAACAUUCACUUAAAAACAACCUUGCGUCUUUUAUUUUGUUUUUCAUUGGAAAGGGUUUGUUCUGGAUUCACAUCAACACAUUACGAAAACUUUGUAAAGUUUGUACAAAAACAACAACAUUGCUUCUGCCUGUUUGUUUUUUGUGACAUUUUCCCCGUGAAACGUUAAUGCAACAUUUUUACUACUUAGCAGGUUUGGUUGAAGCUGUGAAUAAUAAUUGAGCCACUUUGCUUUAGUUCCGGUUCAGAGCGUUCUGUCAAAUCCUUAAAUGACGCCACCGACUCAGUGCCAUGUGACGUGUCGUCAGUGGAGUGGAACCAUCAGAAGUGAAGAAUAAAAAUUUAAAGAAAGAACAUUUGAGUGUAAUAUUUACCUGCUGUUACUCACUGGAGCUGUUUUGGGUGAAGUUUCACUUUGGAAUCUCAAAUGAUUUCCACAGUAGAGGUGUGAUCAUAUUUUUGCUCUGUCAUUACUACACAAAAGUUAACUACAAAAGAAAUGCCCUCUGUGCAAUGGCCGCAAUGCAAUAUGUAAAGUUACAGUGCGUUGUCAAGCUGGGGGAGAGCUCUUACUGUGAAAGGUUUAGGAGUUCUCUAGCGCUGGGCGACUUUUAUUGUGAAAUUUAAGGUUUCAAUGUUUCUGGUGACACAGAUAACUGGCAGCAAUAGUUGUUUUAACUGGUUCAUGUUAGAGAUUAAGUUUCUGUUGGUGUUUUUACAGGACUCGCUUUCCCUUUAUGCUUUUACUUUAGAAGUGCCCACAUGUUAACAUCACACAAUGCCUUUUCAUGCACCAACAGAACAACACACACACACCACACUGUUUCCUGUAGCUCUCUCCUGUGGAAUGACGUUGUCUCGAGUUGCUCUCGACUGUUACUGAAAAACAUGUUGAUUUUUUUUUUUUCCUGUUCUCACUUUAGUUUUUCUCUCACUCAGUUGAUCUGCGGUUUAAAAGUCUCUAGCAGCGAUUAACUUAACUUGGGUGGUUUCAUUUGUUUCUGUAACAUGUUUGACAUUGUACAAAAGUGUUUGAAUUACAAAAAACACAUGGAUGAAAGAAAAACAAGAAUAAAUACGUGUAGGGAGUCAUUGGCAGCCUUUAAUGGUAUGUUUUGCACUAAGUAAAGAGUGUUCAAGCUUCAUAAUAAAAAGAAACUGCGCUUUGCGCUACAAUACAAUUAAAUUUGUUACUUUAUUUGUAAAAACUAAAUAAAAGUUGUUUAAAUGAA